Messenger RNA from Caenorhabditis angaria, 1070 nucleotides. NCBI's taxonomy places the organism in Eukaryota, Metazoa, Nematoda, Chromadorea, Rhabditida, Rhabditidae. The record is from the annotation of a GenBank genome assembly.
AUGUCUUUCAUCUUCUACCUCACUAUUCUCUCUCUGGCGGUUUUCGAAAAUGUUGAGAGUUGUGUGGCGACCGCUGCACCAACCACAACUCACGCCACAGCGACUACAACUACUACCACAGUUGGUGAGUUUCUGUGUCGAUAGAAAAUAUGUAGAACACAAUUUUUUGAAAAUCUUGAUUUUGAAAAAAAAAAAUGAGAACGUGUCAGGGACCACGGCUUCCACCACCACAACUACUACAACUACCACAGUUGGUGAGUGCGCCAAACUUUCGAAUUUCUGAAAAAAAACCCUACUCAACAAAACUUUUUGUGAAAAAUUUUAACUCUAGAUAGGAAAGAAUGUUCGCUCUAUCGCACACAUAUUUUAUUUGUGUGUACUUCUCUCGGACUUCACAUCCGAAAAUUUAGAGCAAAAACUCAAACAGUUUUUCUAACCACAGAAAUGUGAAAAAAGCAGAAUUUUUGGAUGGCGAACAAUUAUGUGACUCUCCUGAGGUCGAAUUCAGUACUUGAAGGAUCCUAUUCAAUUUGCCACGUCAUAACUUACAUUUUCCGACAGCCAAACUUACAGAAAAAUUCAAGAAUUUUUUACAAUUUUCAGCCUGUUGCCCAGUUCUCACAACUUCCUCUCUCCCUAGAGUUGCCCCAUCUGGAACUGGUCAUGAGCAAUGUUCAAUCUUGAAGCGAAUGUCCACGAAAUGCCCAACAACCGGGCUUGUAUUAUGCGAUGCUGCGCAGGAGACUAAUGUGGGUGCAAGUUGCUAGAUGUUCUAGGUUCGAGAUCAUAGAUCAAUCAAUUUCCAGCCAACCAGCAUUCUCAUCCAAUUCUUCAACUCAUCCGGCACCGUCGUUCGCUCAGUUUCCACUGAAGGCGACCACGUCACAGCUACCGUUAUGUGUAUCAAUGGAGUUUGGAACGUUGCGACAACAUCAGGCGGAACCACUUACACCCCAAUCUCUUCGGUGUCUUGUUCGCAGAGUGGAUCAACUGGAACAGAUUUGGGGAACGUUAUAAGUGAUGGUUAUAGUAAAAUUGAUAAGUAUGGGGGUGGUGGAAAAGGAUGGUGA